UCACAUCUGACUUGCGAGUUCUUGAUGCCCACCACCACCAACUUCAGACGCAAAGAAAAAAAAAAGCCAAACUCUAAAUAUAAAAUAAUUUUAUUAAAAUUAAAUUCUAAGAAAAAUUAGGGGGAAAAAGGAAAGAGAAGGAAAAUAAAAGAAAAGAAACGAUCUUUGCGUGUUAAUGGCGCCUGAGCUUGUAAACGCCAUUCUUCAAUCUCUGUUGGUCAGAGAUUUUUCAGUUUUCGCGUUUGGCAGUUGAUGAUUGCGGCGGUUCGUGGAGAGUGAUAAACUUAGGAGUUACACUUUUUACGUGAGAAGAGAGGGGAGUGGGGUUUAGGUGAUGUCUUUUGACGGAGCCGAGAAGCAAUGGAAAUGCGUAGCUCCAGUGAGUUUUCAGAGAGUCAGUUCGAUUGUGCGCGAUAUUGGAGAACCUUGUCUCUAUCAAUCACCACUAAAGGUUGUGUCGGCUAUAGGCAAAAUGCUUAAGCCAGAUAAGUGGCAGUCAACCUUUGACAGCAAUGGAAAGAUUUUUGGCUUCCGCAAAGUGCUGAAGUUAAUCAUUUUGGGGGGUGUUGACCCUUCCAUACGAGCUGAAGUCUGGGAAUUUCUUUUGGGCUGUUAUUCAUUGAGCAGCACUGCUGAAUAUAGGAAGCAAUUAAGGGCUGCUAGGAGAGAACGUUACAGAGACCUUGUCAGGGAAUGUCAAGUGAUGCACUCUAGCAUAGGAACUGGUUCCUUGGCUUAUGUUGUAGGGUCUAAAGUCAUGGAUAUGAGGAUGAGUUCUCAAGAAGAAAGAAGGGAUACUGAAGAUCAAACUGAACGAAUUUCAGAAGCCAAUACUAACACAAAAGAUGUUAAUUGUGUUUUAGAUGGCAACUAUACAGAUAAAUCUUAUACAUGUUUGAAGGAAAGCUCUAAUGAUUAUGGUGACCUUGUAUGCGUACGAAGAAGCACCAUGGGAGGAGCAUAUGAUUCCUCUAGCUAUCCACCUUCUCCUGAUCCAUGCAACUACAGUUCCCCAACUGCCUAUGGACCACAUGACUCUGAUUAUGUAUCUGAAAGUUAUUUGGACUUCCCUGCUUUACCCUUCACAGAUUUGUUUGAAGAAAAAAAUAAGAAAGAUGGGGAUGCAGUUAGGUUGCACGAGCAUACAAACUCAACUAGGCGUAAAUUGAGAUAUGAAGAUGAUCAUAUGCACAGUUUUCAGAUUGACAAUAAUGCAGAUCUUAUUGAGGAAUUAAAUGGUUUAUCAUCUAAUGAUGUCUCUCUACAUGCUAAUUCUAAUGGUGAACCUAUCCCCCCUGACAUGCGUGAGUCUCCUCGGUCAAAUAAUAUGGAAUAUAAAGCACCAAAGCACAAAAUUAGGAUAUCCGAUGUACCAGAUAUACCAGCCAAAUAUGCAAGCACAGCCCAAGGAGGAUCUGCUAAUGGAGAUAGAGUCUCUGAAUGGCUUUGGACACUGCACCGAAUAGUUGUUGAUGUUGUCAGAACAGAUAGCCAUCUUGAGUUUUAUGAGGACACAAAAAAUUUAGCUAGAAUGUCGGAUAUUCUUGCUGUUUAUGCAUGGGUUGAUCCUGCAACAGGAUAUUGCCAAGGGAUGAGUGAUUUAUUGUCCCCUUUUGUGGUUCUUUUUGAGGACGACGCUGAUGCCUUUUGGUGCUUUGAGAUGCUCAUAAGGAGAAUGCGUGAAAACUUUACGAUGGAAGGGCCAACUGGUGUUAUGAAGCAGUUGCAAGCGCUCUGGCAUAUUUUAGAACUUACAGACAAGGAAAUGUUUUCUCACCUGUCCCACAUAGGUGCUGAAAGCCUUCACUUUGCUUUCCGCAUGCUGCUGGUACUCUUCCGUCGGGAAUUAUCCUUCAAUGAAGCUCUUUGUAUGUGGGAGAUGAUAUGGGCUGCUGAUUUUGAUUUGUCCUUGACCUGUCUUCUGGAUGAUGACCACCCGGAGGUGUUGUCCAUACACUUACCUAAAGAAACUGAGGCUGAAUCAGGAGAAGAAAGCUCUGAUAGCAACAAUGUUGGUACGAAGGGUGGGAUGCAGGAAAAACAUGGGACAACAGAGUGUUCCAUGUCUGACAACACAGGAAUCAGAUCUGGAUCUACCACGCCUUUUUGUGGCUUGGGAAAGCCUUUCUGGUCAAGGAAUGAACAUUUCCAGAUCCGUACCCUUUUAUCAUCAACAAAAAAUGGUGAUGAUGAACUGCCUGUUUUUUGUGUAGCGGCUAUUCUCGUUAUGAACCGUCACAAAAUAAUCCGAGAAACUCAUUCAAUUGAUGAUCUAAUAAAGAUAUUUAAUGAUAAUAUACUGAAGAUCAGAAUCAAGAGAUGUGUACAAACUGCCAUCAAACUGCGGAAAAAGUACUUUUACAAGCUUAUCAGAAGUAGGAGUCCAGCAGCUCAGAAUGAGAGUUAAAUUCUGAUCUUCAAUACAUGAGAGAACUUUUCCUUGGAGCCUUGAGACCCUGCUGAUUAUUUCAGAAUUAAUUUUUUGGAUAGCAACUAUUUCUCAUCAUAUACUAUUCUGGAGGAACUCUUAGAAAAAAAAAAAAAGCAUUCUUCUUUGUGUGCCUCCAAGGAGCAUUCAUCGACGUUUUGAAGGUAUUGUAUCUUUUAUCUUUGUUCAAGUGUCAUAUUUUUUACGUCCAGUGGUUAUACUGCAAUAGGAAACAUUGAUAGCACACCCAUCCUUCUGCUUCUUUUUUUAUGUUAAUCACACUUGUUGAGCAUUUAUCUGCAGUAAAAUUUGUGUUGUGAUAGUGGUAAAAAAUCAACUGGUGGGGGUUUGAUAGUCUCUGUUCUAGUUUACUUAUUUCUAGAAUUUUUAGAAUUGGAUUCACUUCACCUUUGAAUAUUUUAAAAUUGGAAAUUUGGUAGAACGUGAUGGAAAUUCGCCAGAAAUUUGAAAAGACUGCAAAGUCAAUUUUUUAAUUGCAAAUCAUGAACACAAUUAACCCUAGUUAAAACGUAGUUGGAGUUUAGAAGAUUAGCUUACAUUUCUAGUCAUAUAGCAAGUUCCUACAGCUUCAUACAUGCACAUUUCAUGACCUCUUUUCAAAAUCGUGCUUGGUUUGUGUUGUGCCACCCCUCUUACCAAUCAAGCAUUGUUGUAACAGAUAGGUCUUCUUGUUGUUCAUAGCUGUGUUCUGUUAUUUGUACCAUACAUAUAUCUGCUGCGCUUGUAGUAUUACCAUUCCCUUGUGGAGAUGACUGGAAUUUGACAUGAUUUCUUUAUGUUUACAUUCGCCACCACCUCGUUUCUUGCUGAAGCUUGCUGUGGAUUUCAGUUCUGUAGGUGGCUUUGUUUUCGUUUGCGUUGAAGGACUACGAAGUGAAGCUAUGUUUUGCUUUGUCUCCUCAGAAUGGUGAUGCAGGUUUAGGACAAUAGACACUUGAAAAAAGGUUUAUGAGACAUACUUGGAAGAGUGGUUUAUAUCGUCAAUUUUGAUCAUGAAACUAUCCCAGUUAUUAAAGAAAAAUAUAUACUAGAAAUCGAGAAUCAUGUGUAGUCCAUUUUUCAUAUACGAACUAAUUAUAUUUAGAAAGCUUCCUGCUCUUGUUUAUAAAUCGAAUUUCCUUCUCUA
Messenger RNA from Salvia miltiorrhiza (redroot sage), 3575 nucleotides. RefSeq lists its product as uncharacterized. Lineage: Eukaryota; Viridiplantae; Streptophyta; Magnoliopsida; Lamiales; Lamiaceae. Bases 335 to 2407 code for a protein of 690 amino acids. Gene Ontology annotation, biological process: activation of GTPase activity. The record is from RefSeq and is a predicted model, not a curated record. Gene Ontology annotation, molecular function: GTPase activator activity. The transcript is spliced from 11 exons.